Messenger RNA from Durotheca rogersii, 1314 nucleotides. RefSeq names its product pyridoxal phosphate-dependent transferase. Gene Ontology annotation, cellular component: cytosol. The transcript is spliced from 3 exons. The record is from RefSeq and is a predicted model, not a curated record. Gene Ontology annotation, biological process: L-aspartate biosynthetic process. Lineage: Eukaryota; Fungi; Ascomycota; Sordariomycetes; Xylariales; Xylariaceae. Gene Ontology annotation, molecular function: L-aspartate:2-oxoglutarate transaminase activity; pyridoxal phosphate binding. The coding region runs from base 1 to 1314 and encodes 437 amino acids.
AUGCCCUCCGAUACGUCCUACCGCGAGCAAUCCCUCUCUAGAGUUAAGAGCCUAGCCAGACAAAUGUCGCCCCCUUCCGCCACCAGCUUCACCGCCGAGGUCGUCCCUCAGGCCCCCGAAGACCCCUUGUUCGGGUUGAUGAGAGCCUACCGGGCUGACCAGGACCCGAAUAAGGUAGAUUUGGGUAUUGGGGCUUAUCGCGAUGACAACGCCAAACCGUGGGUAUUGCCCGUGGUCAAGAAGGCAGACGAGAUCCUUCGCAACGAUCCCGAGCUAAAUCACGAAUAUGCCCCGAUUGCUGGUAUCCCCUCUUUCACUAGCAAGGCCGCCGAACUCAUCCUCGGCGGUGCCGAUUCUCCCGCUAUCAAGGAGAAGCGCGUCACCUCCGUGCAGACCAUCUCCGGCACCGGUGCCGUUCACUUGGGCGCUCUCUUCCUCGCUAAGUUCUAUCCGGGUACCAAGAAGGUCUAUCUCUCGGAUCCCACGUGGGCAAACCACAACCAGAUCUUCACCAACGUCGGCAUCCCUAUCGCAAAAUACCCCUACUUCUCCAAGGAGACGAGAGGACUGGAUUUCGAGGGUAUGAAAUCCACGUUACUGGACGCCCCGGAUCGGUCCAUCGUCCUGCUGCACGCCUGCGCCCACAACCCCACCGGAGUUGACCCUACCUUGGAACAGUGGAAGGAGAUUGCCGAGGUGCUACGCCGCAAGAACCACUUCCCCUUCUUCGACACUGCUUAUCAGGGCUUUGCGUCCGGCGACUUGACGCGGGACAACGCCGCGGUUCGAUAUUUCGUCGAGCAGGGCUUCGAGCUGGUCGUGGCGCAAAGCUUUGCCAAGAACUUCGGCCUCUACGGUGAGAGAGCAGGCUGCUUCCACGCCGUGACCGGACCCGCGCCGGAUGCUGAGACUACCAUCGCCCGAAUUGCUUCCCAGCUCGCCAUCCUGCAACGAUCUGAGAUCUCAAAUCCCCCGUUGUACGGCGCCCGUAUUGCCAGCACUGUCCUCAACGACCCAAAGCUCUUCGCCGAGUGGGAGGAGAAUCUACGUACUAUGUCCGGUCGUAUCAUCGCCAUGCGCAAGGCCCUGCGAGAGAAGCUAGAAGAGCUGGGCACACCCGGCACCUGGAACCACAUCACCGACCAGAUCGGCAUGUUCAGCUUCACUGGUCUGUCCGAAGCCCAAGUCCUCAAGAUCCGCUCGGACGCCCAUAUCUACAUGACCAAGAACGGCCGUAUCAGCAUGGCCGGGCUAAACACAAGAAAUGUCGAAUACGUGGCGAAAGCAAUUGAUAAAGUCGUCCGGGAAGCUUAG